CUGGAUCAGACCGCUAGUCCAGCAUCUCUAAUCAUCAGACAAACUGAGUGCAGAUAAACAUGUUAUGUCUUUUACUCCUCUGCUGUUUUUCAUUGCUACUGGCUGAUGUUCUUGGUGCUAAUGAUGUUACAGUGUCAAUGAUGAUGGGAGAUGAUAUCACUCUGCCUAGUCAAUAUGUAAUUAAUAAUGAUAAUGAUCAAAUGUGGUGGUUUGAAGGCAAAAUUAUAGCAGGAUCUAGCCACUCAAAACACACCGAUGAAAGAUUCAAUGGCAGACUGGAGUUGAACCGUCAGACUGGAUCUCUCACCAUCAGAAACAUCAGCAUUAAAGACACUGGAGUUUAUACAUGGCAUUUUAUGGGCAGCAGAGAGGAAAAGAAGAACUUCAAUGUUACUGUCAAUGAUCAAGUGUACAAAGUGUCUGUGAUGAAGGGAGGAGAUUCUUUUUCUCUACCCACUGAUGUUCAAAUACAGCCAGAUGAUGUGAAAGUGUGGACGUUUAAUGGCACAGACUUAACUAAAGGGAUAUUCUCAAACAUGAAUGUGAAUCCUGAGACCGGAGCGCUAAACAUCACAAACAUCAGAGCUGAUCAGUCUGGAGAAUAUGAAGUUAAAAUCGAUGGCAGAGGUUUGAUUUUACACAGGACAUUCAAUGUUUACAUCAACGAUAAAGUGAUGUCAAAAUCAGGGAUGGAGGAAAAAUCCAUCACUCUGAACAUUGAUAAUGAAACACAGGCAGAUGAUGUAAUCGAGUGGAAGUUUAAAAACACUCUCAUAGCUAAAGUGUACAGAAGAAUCAGUCCCCUCUCAUUACACAAGCCUGAUGAGAGAUUCAGUGACAGAGUCAAUGUUGAUUUAUUUGGCUCUCUCAUUAUCAAUGACCUCAAAAUUGAAGACACUGGACUCUAUGAUGUAAACAUCAGCAACAGCAAUCGCUUCAUUCACAAGAGAUUCAGUCUUACUGUCACUGAUGAACAGAAUCACUGGAAGACGGCUGGUAUAAUAUUAAUAGUAGUAGGAGUGAUUGAGCUGGGCAUAAUCGUGAUAAACAGAAAACAAAUCUGCAAGUGCUAAACGGCAGGGAAG
Molecule: messenger RNA, 1085 nt
Organism: Paramisgurnus dabryanus
Lineage: Eukaryota; Metazoa; Chordata; Actinopteri; Cypriniformes; Cobitidae
Source: RefSeq, a predicted model, not a curated record